Molecule: messenger RNA, 31714 nt
Organism: Mus musculus (house mouse)
Lineage: Eukaryota; Metazoa; Chordata; Mammalia; Rodentia; Muridae
Gene: Mest
Product: mesoderm specific transcript
Exons: 14
Coding region: 367-1293 (308 amino acids)
Biological process (GO): animal gross anatomical part developmental process
Cellular component (GO): endoplasmic reticulum membrane
Molecular function (GO): catalytic activity
Source: RefSeq, a predicted model, not a curated record
AAGUCGGUGCCUGCUUGCUCCUCUCUGCUUCGGCCACCAGCACAUCCCGGUGCUUCUUCUCAGGCGCAGCAGCUUUCCUCUGCGGCAGCCGCACCUCGCCAAACGGCGUAGUGCUGCAGGCUCGCCCGAGUUGCUGCUUGCUGCCUCUGCUGCCGCUGCCGCGGGCCGCCCUGCGCGGACCGUAGGCUGCGCAGACGCCACCUCCGAUCCUGUAUCGCUGCGGGCGCCUCGGCGCGCCCUGUGAUCCGCAAUCCUGCGGCGGGCGGCAUGGGAUAAUGCGGCCAUGGUGCGCCGAGAUCGCUUGCGCAGUUCCAUAGCCCAAAUGCAGACAGUAGUGCCAAAUGGGGAUUCACUUGGUCAGAGGAUAUGUAUGUGUUAGAACCCAGGAGCAGCUCUCUGCUUAAGGCCAUGCAGAUGAGAGAGUGGUGGGUCCAAGUAGGGCUCCUGGCUGUGCCCUUGCUGGCUGCGUACCUGCACAUCCCGCCCCCUCAGCUCUCCCCUGCUCUGCACUCAUGGAAGACUUCUGGCAAGUUUUUCACCUACAAAGGCCUACGCAUCUUCUACCAAGAUUCUGUCGGUGUGGUCGGAAGCCCUGAGAUAGUUGUGCUUUUACAUGGCUUUCCAACAUCCAGCUAUGACUGGUACAAGAUCUGGGAAGGGCUGACCCUGAGGUUCCAUCGAGUGAUCGCCCUUGAUUUCUUAGGCUUUGGCUUCAGUGACAAGCCGAGACCACAUCAGUACUCCAUAUUUGAGCAGGCCAGCAUCGUAGAGUCCCUUCUGCGGCACCUGGGGCUCCAGAACCGCAGAAUCAACCUGCUGUCUCACGAUUAUGGAGAUAUCGUUGCUCAGGAACUGCUGUACAGGUACAAGCAGAAUCGAUCUGGCCGGCUCACCAUAAAGAGUCUCUGUCUGUCGAAUGGAGGUAUCUUUCCUGAGACGCAUCGUCCUCUCCUUCUCCAAAAGCUCCUCAAAGACGGAGGUGUGCUUUCCCCCAUCCUCACCAGGCUCAUGAAUUUCUUCGUGUUCUCUCGAGGUCUCACUCCAGUCUUUGGACCGUAUACUCGACCCACUGAGAGUGAGCUGUGGGACAUGUGGGCUGUGAUUCGCAACAAUGACGGCAACCUGGUCAUCGACAGUCUUUUACAGUACAUUAAUCAAAGGAAGAAAUUCAGAAGACGCUGGGUGGGAGCGCUUGCUUCUGUGUCCAUCCCCAUUCAUUUUAUCUAUGGGCCAUUGGAUCCUAUAAAUCCGUAUCCAGAGUUUUUGGAGCUGUACAGUGUGGUGUGUCUGUAGGGCAUCUGCGGGGCUUCCCAUGCCUUACAUCCUCUCAUCUCCAGCCUCAAGUUCACCUCCAUGCUGUUCUCUUCCACUAGGAAAACGCUGCCGCGGUCCACAGUGUCGAUUCUGGAUGACCACAUUAGCCACUACCCACAGCUAGAGGAUCCCAUGGGCUUCUUGAAUGCAUAUAUGGGCUUCAUCAACUCCUUCUGAGCUGGAAAGAGUAGCCUCCCUGUAUUACCUCCCCCAUUCUCGUAUCUGUGUGUAUUCCACUUAGAAAUGCCCAAAAGAGGUCCUGGCCAUCAAAUACUAUCCUUUCAUCAAAGUCCAUUUCCUUCACAUUGGUGAACAAACUACAGGAAUCAGGCAGCUGGAACUCUAUAGGGUGACACAAUAGUCCACCUCAUCUCUAAGGGUGACAUGAUAAUCCUCUCAUUUCUGUGACAUCUGACCAAAUAAAUAGAGCUGCUGUUGUUUUGUGUUAUUAGGACAUUCUGACUAAUAACACUUUUCAUUUAUGUAGAAAAACAGCAUUAGAUAUUCUUUUUUGGUGUUAAAUACCUCAAAAAACCCCCAAAACAUAAUAACAACAAAAACCCAGUUUCUGUGGACUUUAUUAAAAUAUUUAGAAGUGCUCCCUUCCGGCCCAAUCCUAACUGGAAUACAGAGUGAGGGAGGAGCUUGCUAUCUCCCUUUCAGGAUCUGUUACAGUUUAUGAGAGGGAUCAUCUUGUCACUCCUUUACAUUUAGUUUCAUCGGCUGCUUCUAACAGACAUUUUUGUUAAAACAGACAUUGGCUUAGGGGGCUGGGGAAGUAGCUCAGUGGUAGUGUGCCUGCCUAGCAUGUUAAAGCCCUUGGGUUCAGUUCCCAGCACUCUCCCCACCCCAGCCCAUCGAACCUAAAUAGACAUUGGCGUAAAUACAGUGUUCUGAGUAUGAGUCUAAGACUGAUUUGCAUACUCAUGUAUAUAUUUACAAACAGUUGGCCCUUGCUAAGAAGAAAACCUCAUUAUAUAUAGAAUUUGUGAAUAAACAGGUUGAAAUUAUUUGCAGAAUUUCCUAAAACUGCCAGGCAUUAAGAACUGCAUCUGUGCCAGAGAUUUACUGUUACUGUUUAGAAAGUCCAAGCUGAAUAGUAAAUAACAGCCUAGGGGCAGCUCCUCCAGGGCUGACGUGGAGGGGAAGGGACAUGUAAGUGCGGAAUGAAUGUCCAUUGGCUCCUCUAUGAUGGCCGCUCAGCAUCCCGCUGGCUGUUCAGAAAGGCUUUCUCAUAUAACUCCUGUACUUAAACAGGCAAGUUUCCAGAGACAUUAAGAACAAAUUCUGAAAGACCUAAGAGCAAAUGGUGCUGAAUACUUUUUUAAGCCACAGUUUUAACUUAGUUAAAGCAGCAUUAUUGAUUAUUUUAAAUUCGUUUUUUAAAUUAGAAAUUUCAAGUAUAGCAACUUUGAAACUGGAAUGAAUGAGUGUUUAUUUUCUAUUAAUAAAAACAAACUGUGACAAAAAUGGAUUCCGGCUUCCCCUCCCCCUCCACCCUUCUGGGAUAAAAUUUUCCAGCAUUGCCAAGAGUUUUUCACACAUUAAAUAGAAGCAUAUAAUGAAGCUAAGCAGCUGUAGAAUAGCAUAAGUAGUAUCUGAUUUUCAAGCCCACUCAAAGCUGCAUUGUCGCACCGAGGCUGAGUGAGUGAGACAUGAGAUGAGGGAAGAAACUCUAAAGCUCAUGCUCAAAGACAGACAGACAGACAGAUGUUUGAUCUGCUGGCGCAGGGCCAAACACUUGGAUUUGCUUCUUCAAAGUCAUCAUUAUUAAUCUUUAUGUGUGAUUCUUGGAAGAUCAUGCCACUAGCCUAAAAACCACCAAUAGGGAGGGCAUAGCAACAUCACCCUUCCCAGCAAGAACUUAUCCCACAGAAGCCAAGAUAACAUCCACAGGCGUUCUCUCUUUGCUUCUCACAGUCACCUGCAUGGUCACUCCAUCAGCUAGGGCCAGCCUGGACCGCACCAAUAAGUCAUAGCCACCUCUGUAUACACCUGAGAGAAAAAGCGAGGAAAAGUAUAUUAAGAACUUCAAAUAAUCUCUGAUUAAUAGAAUUUAUCAUGUUUUGCCCAUACCUCCUUUCUAUUAUUUUAGUUCAGCCUUUAUACAAAUUCACAGGAAAUUAAUCCUACAAACAAUCCUACUUUUUUAAUGUUGAUAUGAAAUACCAGGUACAUGGAGGUAGUCAGUGACACUGCCUGGUGCACUCAGGUAGUGGUUAGUGAGAGUAGCAACAGCAUCUGUUAUACAUUCAAGUAUUUUAGCCAGAUGGUGCCCCUAAAGGAUAACCUAAGGAGAGCUGUAAAAUCAACUCCUCAUUCUAACUAGCUUUCCUAUAGUUACAUAAUGGAUGACAGAAGCAGCAGGGCAAGGAGGGCCUCUCCCCACCCGGGCCUGAUGGAAGUCUCUUACCUGCUAGAUAGAGGGAGUGGGAGUUCUUAUUCUCGGGGACUUUAUCUGACCUCUCACAUGGCUGCAUACCAAGAAAUGUGAUGAUGUUGUUGACAGCUUCUGUGGAGAAAUUUAAUGCAACAAGAAUUAGAAAAGUUAAACAUGUGGGUCUGCCUCUGCCCCACCAUGUCCUAAGAGCUGCAGGUGCACAGGGCUGUAGACUAGAGGGAGGCUCCUAGCCUAGAAAAUGGCUGAUUUGGUCAGAUGAUGAAGACAGGCCCCUGUUUUUGAGCAGAGAGGAGUUCUUUGAGAACUGCAUGCAUGCCUCCUGGGUUUUAUACUGGCUCCAGGCAACCCAUUGCAGCAAAGUUCUUACCUUCAAGGGUUUUUGUAGAGCUCAGGGCAAAGGUUUCUUCUUUUUCAAAGGCAUCUCCCACCUCUUCCCAGGCAGCAGCGAAGUUAGGUUUUAGUAUCUUCUGAAUAUGAUCAGACACAGUUACUUCAAGAUCUUCCAGCUAGUGGGCAACAAGCAGGGGUCAGUAAAUAAAAGUCCUUUGAGUCUACAACAAAGAUAGAAGAAACUGAUCACUUAUUAUUAUGUCUCCAAACCAUACAAAGGGCCUGAGGGAAGCCCUUCCUCACUAAUGUGGUCUGGGUGAGCCCAAUGCUAGCUAUAGGUCCUAGUAGAGAGGAGCAAGAACAACCUGGAAAGAGCUAAGUGUAGGCUGAGUGCUGAUUGCCCCGAGGUGCACAGUAGUCAUGUUGUCACACUCAGAGUUGAGGGCAUAUAGCACCUUCUGAACUUGACACCCCACCCCUCCUUUCUGUCAAAGCUUUUCAGUCCAGGACUUGCCAAUAUUAAAACCAACCAAAUGAAAGUUUGCAGAAGCAAAACCAAAACCUAUAUUAUAAGUAAAUUCAAUCACAUUAAAAGUGAUGUAAUUAUCUCUUAGUUAUUCCCAUUAAAGGGCGCGGGGAAACAGUGAGUUUCUUUGCUAUAAUUACAAAGUGCUCCAUUUAAAUCCUGGCAUGACAGUUCCUUUACAGAGAAGGCUAGUCUAGGUCCCGUGAGUUUUGUCAGCUGUUUAUAGAAAAAUGCGCUUGUGGCAAGAAAUCAUUUAAUGUUGCAAAGAUCUCGGCAGGGAAGACUCACCACAUAUUCAUCAUCAUAUCCAUCUUCAUCUGGAACUCCAGUAUUAGGGUCACAAUCCCGGACUGUGAACUUCAUGGUACAGCUAAAGGUGCCUGCAACUGGAGGGAGAAGCAGGGAAACCACAUGAGUGGACAGAGCAUGCACACUCCCAUCAUUGCUGAGGACGCACCACCCAUGCUCAGCACUGUGCUCCACAUCCUCACGUCUAACAUAGACGUGCAUGCCCUGUUUGAAGGUAGUAGUUCUUGAAGCAGCUUGCAAGCUGAUCAAAAAGUCAGUUUCACAAAGCAAGAUUUGAAAAUAUUUCUGUACUGUGGACUAGAACAGUGCACAGAAGAGGAUACUGUUUUUGUGUUGACGUGGAAAAAGUAGGGGGAGAGAUUUUGGUGGGACUUUUUGUCAUGUAGGUCAAAAAGUCUAUUUUGAAAAAUUUAGAACCACUCAUUGCUCUAAUAUACAACAAAGCAAACACUACUAACAGCAAAGCAGACAGCUCAUUAGAGUAACACUGACCAAGUGCAUGGUCUCAAUGCUGUCUUUAGAUUGUGGACUGAGUGGAUCCACACAACACCAGAAUAAACUACUCUACAUCAACCUUCAAUGUGCAGUAAAGAGGUCAAAGUGAGGUUUUAUUAUUGAUAAUGUCUGUUUCACAAUGGAAAAACACACAGCCACUGUAUGUGUCAGAUGAUUGACAAAUGAGUAAUAAAAAAUUGACACAAUUUUGGAAAGUAAAAUUUUGAUGAAGACAGGGUUUUCCAAACAGUUUGAAGGAGAGAAUUUGGCCAGCAGGGAUGGAGGAAAGGUGUCUCUGGGCUGGUCAGCGAUCUGGACAGGGCACACAUGUACACAGUACUAGAAAUUGAAACACCAGGAAGCUAUUGUGGGGGCUAAGCAAGAGAAGAAGGAGACUCAAAUGUAAACAGAUGACAGUGUGAGCACCAAGAGGCACCUGUUCAGUCUGUAAACGUUCAUUCCAUCCCUCCAUAAUGCAUCCAUACCUCCAUAAUGCAUCCAUCCAUCCCUCUUUCCUUCCCUUUCUCCCUUAUAUAAUUGAUAUAUAUGAGUAAUCUAUUGAUGACACUACAAUUCAAUGCCAUAAAUCCUUCAAUAUAAAUUUUAAUAGAGUGCUAUGUAAAGUUGCAGGAUUAGGAGUCUGGGGGUAAAUUAGAAACAAAAUGAAUGGCAGACAGCUAGACCACAGAUUGGGGCAAACUGGUUGAAUUUUAUGCAAAAGACAAGAAAGAGGCCAUUUCAGUGUGGAUGUGACAGAUAGGAAAGGAUAGAAGAGGGAUGUGUAAAAAGAACCUUUGUGGCAAUUUUCAUUAACUGAUCUGGUUGACACAACGAGGACUUGUAAGGAAUCUGCCAAGGGCUACAGUACAAAUCAUGGUAGUAAUGCAUCAGUGUGGCUAGAGAAAAGGGAAACCCUGGGAGAACCGAGAGGAAGUCAGAGGGGCCGUCAGGGCAAGAGCAGAACUUUACUAUCAUAAAGACUACAGCUUCAUGAAACAGGAAAGGCAAAACCCGAAGGGAACAAAGAAAACAAAACCUGCAGACCCCUGUUAAAGAGGCUUAAAAAGUGAGGUACAUUUUAUGAGGACUUGCUAAGGAGAUGAGUAUGGAAAGAAUACAGAGUUGGGAAGAUAAGUGCUGAAGCUGCACAGGAAGAAGGAUGUGUAGCCGGGCUGGGAUAUAGUGUCUAGUGAGCACAAGCCAGAGUGGGAAGUUGGAGGAGUUAACCAUGGCAAAAGAAUACAGACCUGAAGAAUCCUAGAUAGCUGUAGAAAAAGGUGUGCCAAGAGAGGGUUGAAGGAAACAGUCAUCCACAUAGGUCUAGACUGAGCUGAAAAUAGAUUCAAUACAGGACACAGGAAAUUAAGGAGCAUGAAAAGUAUGUUAAGCAGUGAUGGGGUGGGGGUGGGGGUGGGGGGAGAGUGGUUGUUUACCUAGCAGCACUGAAUUCAUGGGAAUGCUGCACCCAGAACAGAAGAUCAAUAACCUCAUAUAUAAAAGAGCCGGCACUAAGGAAUGACAGGUAUUAGAUGAAGGCUAACACUGUAUUCUUGGGCCCCAAUUCAGGAGGGAAUGAAAAUGAAAAGAUAGACUGGAAGCAAAGGGAAGGAAACACAUGCAGAAGGCCACCAAGCAGAGACAGUGUAGAAGAGAGGGCUCAGAUGGUAAGCCCUGGCAGAGCCCAGCGUACAUCUAAUUGGCUACAUUUGGGCAUAGAGACCAUGGUGAACAAACAGUACGAGGAGGAAGGACUGAACAGGAAGAGUUGGAGGGAAAUGAUAGGAUCUGGUUGUUAAGGGAGGGAAAGUUUAUAAGGAUGAAGAUGCCAGAUUGCUGAUAAAGUGACAGCUGACAGCUUUAUGGAGGUAUUAGGAUUGCUUAGUGGACAGUAUGGACAGGUAGCUUGUCCUGAGACUAGGUUACUGUUACAACAUGGGGAGUGAGUGAAGAUUAUGAGGAAGUAAAGACAUCUGAAGAAGAAUUGUGCAUCCAUGAUGACUAGAGUGGGGUGGAAAUGGACCUCGUGGCAGGUAGUGAAGAUAGUGCAGACUAUUGCAUGGUGUGGGAUUGACAUUACUGACAUGCUCUGUGGAGCCUGGCUGACAGUGAGUGACAUGAUCCCUACGCAGCCUUGUAUGACAGUAUUACAGACAAGACAGGUUGGAAUCUGAAGAAGGAAAAAGUAGGUAACAUUGGGGUGGAAGGACAGUGAGUACAGAGGGUGUAUAGGGAGGGCAUUAUAGAAACCAGACGAGAAAUGCUAGGGAGAAAAGUGACAGAGUUGACUUUGCAGUAGAGAAUUGUGUGUUAUGCUAGAUUGCAACCAAAGAUGGAGAGAAGAAUGUGGCUAAAACACUGUAAUGAAGGGUGUCAUCUGGUAAUCUUUCCUUGACUGGCAUGUGAAACAACCAAUAUGACCAAGACUUAAGGGUCAUGUAGUAUAUAAAUAGGUGAGAUCUGAACCAUGGCCAAUUGCAAGGACCCUCUGAAAAUCCCAGACUGAAAAGUGGGGGAAAGAGAUGCAAGAGAAGACAGCUUAACCCAUAAUGACAUAAAGAUAGCCACUGGGGGUAAAAGCAAUUAUGGGGUUAACACAAGUGUCAGUGUCUAGGGUCACACAGGAACAAGGACUGAAGAGCACCCAGGAAAGAUGGGAGCAUCUGAAUGCUGGCAAAUACUGACAGGAAGGCUAUGGAGGAGAAACCUGGGAGCCUCUCUGGGAUCCCUGUGUGAAGGAGCCUGAACUGGCAGAUAGGUAAUGGUGUGCCCAGGAUGGAAUCUGUAGGACUGAAAGAGUGGGUUUCAGGCUGCAUGGUGGAUCUUAAAGCAAAUGUAAAAAAUGGCAUUUGCAGUGGGGGAAAAAUAAAGCACUGAGUUAGGUGAGGCUUUGGUGGGAGUUUUAAUUCAAGGAAUCAAGAAAAGCUGGACUAGGAUGGACCUGGAUAAAAUGACACCAAAUCUGAGUAGUUUGUCCAUAGAAUGAAUAAAUAAUACUGGGAGAAAGGUUGAAAAUUAUGAUGGGAACCCAACUCAGAAGUAAAACUUCACUUUCAUUUUCAAGGAGAAAUGGGGGUGAGCAUGCAUAUAACUAAGGAAUGGGAGUACAAGCUGUGCCUGCUGUGUGGAGUGCUGCACUCAAGUUAGUCUGUUGUACGAAGGGUUUUGUUCUUAUCUUUGAAGAGGGGAGAUAUUCUACAGAGAGAACCUGGCUAGAUGUUCUGUUCAAGGAGAAGCAGAAACCUGUACACAGGUGGUUUCUGCAUAAGGGGUUGAUACUGUUUUAAGAAAAGACAGUGUGUGUGUGUGUGUGUGGGCGGGGGGGGAUGGGAAAAUGAUAGAUGAAAAUCAAGCCAGAUAUUGGCUGGAAGGAGAAGCCCAUUAUGUGGCUAAAAAGACAAUAUAAGAAGAGAGAUUAAAGUCCAGGAGUAACUGUGUGACCUAGAGAAUGAUUCUGAGGUAACAUAGUAAUGAGAGAGACCACAGCGCCAUAGAGGUUUCUAGAACUAUACUAUCAGAUCGCAAUGAUGAGUGCAUGGAAAACAGAAGAGGCAGGAGAGUUUGGAUAAACUCACUCAGUCUUUAUGCUGGGUGUGAAAUUUGUAACUAAAGGGCUUGACAGAGGGAAAGACAUGGACAUUUCUGUAAUUUCCCCCCUGGCCACAGACCUGGAUUAGAAACUCAGGAAAUCUCAGCAGGUUAAAUGAGGUAUGCAGAAUGCUUAAGGUAUGGGAAGAAAAGGCAGUUACGUGUGAGGUUGGAUUGGCUGGGGUGUAGUUAGAGAAUCUUGUAGAACCAAGAAAAGAGAGAGAAAUGAGAAGCAAUCAGGUGUGUGUGGGUACUUGAGUGGAGAUAAAAUAAAUGAAUUGAGGUUGGUUUAGAAUUCUAAGGUACAGAGUUUCAGGCCAGAAAGAGGAAUCCAAGUACCACUAACUUUGUAGUACACAGUCUAAAAGCAGUUAGCAUGUAAAGUUCUCUCUCUCUCUCUCUCUCUCUCUCUCUCUCUCUCACACACACACACACACACACACACACACACACACAGACCAACCACCACCAUCACCAUCAUCUGCUUAGGAAGUUAGGAAGCCUGGUAGCAGUGAGUUAUACUUCAUUUGCUAGCAAUGAUUUCCUUGAACACAUGCCUAUUUGGGGGGACAUAGUUUUGUUAUGGCCAUAGUACAUUAUCAGUAGGCUCACUUUCUUGACCAAGGACCUUAAAAAAAAUGCUGUGAAAUAUUCCUGUUAUCUUUCCAUUAAUAUGGGCAAGAUAACUCAAGAAACUCAUCGGUUGGUAAGUAAACAUUUCCAAAAUAUUUAUUUACAUUUUAUGUAGUUAGUAUGAAAUGUAUAACAACUUUUUAUUUAUGUUAAAACCAUCACUUCAAUGCUAUAAUAUGGGAUAAUUUUGUACUACCUACAAAUGUGUUUCCUAUUGAAAAUUUCAUUUAAAAUAAUUAGACAACUCUGAAUGCACUGUAGUUACCAUGAAAAGCAUGGGGUGAAUUGCUGGUAUGUACAAAGCAGGAAGAAGGUGGUAUAGGAUGGCAGUUCUUAAAGGAGGAAAGAAGAUCAAGGACAUUGGAGGGGUAAUGUUCAGGAAAGUAUAUGUGUAAAGAUAGGUCAGUUGACAAGAAAGUUAAGGGUGUGUGUGUGUGUGUGUGUGUGUGUGUGUGUGUGCGCGCGCGCGCGCGCCACGCGGGCGUGUAUGCAAGUGCACGUGCCUGCUGGCUACUGACUAAUGGCCAAAGGAGGUAGACUGCUGAGUUUGAGGUCAGCCUAGGGGGUUAGAAACAAACAACAACAGAGUGAGGCUAGUGAAGCAAGAAUGUAACCUGAGAAGAGGAUGAGGGGACUAGAGUGAGGCCAAAGACUGAAGGAAGGCUGGUGAGGCGGGAAGGAGGCAAGUGGGGGUGGGGGGGCAACCCAUGCCCUUAGCUGUGAAGAUGGACAGGGCAAGGCAGCAUAGUUAAGUCUAAUUUUAAACAAAGGAAAUGAGCAGAGAAACUGUAUUGCGCUGGGGAAAGAACACAAAUGUGAAGAGAAUAUCCAUGCCUAGACAGCAUGCUCAGUGAUGUCAGAAAGAUGUUAGAAAGCAGUGGUGGAAGGAGGUUAGAGGGAGUGAGAGUGUAAAGUUUCAAAGAAGAAAAGACAGAAUGGGUAAGCCCAGGCAGGGUACAGUGGGACUAAAGGGUGCCCUAAGAAAACCAAUAGAUGAGAUGAAAUAUCCUUGCAAGGUAACAGAGAGAAGAGAGAGAACAAAGAUGCCAAUGGAGUAAGAGUACUGAAAGUGACCACAUUAUGUGUCCUCAAGGAAUGUACCCUUGGGGAUAAAGAGGAGGAGCAGGAAUUGAAGCACCCCUACACGCAGGAUUUAGGAACCUAUGGUGUAGUAUGUGACUCUGAUGACAGAACACUGAAAGCUGUUUGAGAAUGAAGUCAUCAAACUGCUAAGAAAAGUGUUAGAAGCGUGAGCACCUUUAACAUACAAGCCCAUGAAAAGGUCGGUAGGUUUUAUAGCCUAGGUCUUAUAGGAAGGCCUGAGGAUCAAGUAGUAAAAUAAUGAAUGGGAGGAAAAGGUGGAAACAUUCUAUGGGGGAUGGGGGAGGAGGAGGAAAGAAGGAAAAGCUGCUUGGAGGAGAUUUUCAGGAUUCUCUCAGAGUUAGAAAAAGCCCAGUGUUGAAUAGGAAGCAUACAAUGCUACAGUAGAGUAGGUUGUUUGGAAAAGAAGGUAAAUUUAAGCAUAAAAAGAAAAACAGCAGGGCGGUGGUGGCGCAUGCCUUUAAUCCCAGCACUUGGGAGGCAGAGGCAGGCGGAUUUCUGAGUUCGAGGCCAGCCUGGUCUACAAAGUGAGUUCCAGGACAGCCAGGGCUGCACAGAAAAACCCUGUCUUGAAAACAAACCAACCCCCCCCCCCCCAAAACAAAAAAACCAAACAAAAAACCCCCAAAAUAGAUAUUGGUUUUCCAAAAUUCUAACAAUUUUUUUUAAAAAGUGGAAAUGAGAUAAAAUAUCAAUCAUACAGGGUAGACUGUGGUGGGAGCAUGUUCUGUGUAAAAGAUUAUACAGGGAAAGGAAGGAGUUGUGUCAAAUAAAGGAUCAAGACUAGGAAGCACUGAGGUACUUGAGUGAGGAGAUCUAAUGGUCACCACCAGAGAGCUGGGGACAUGGAAUAGGGGAACAAAGGCCAGGGAGGACAGGGGGCCAUCUACAGCAGUGAUUCUUACCCGGGGGUGGGGGGUGGGGGGUUCCACCCGAGGGGGGGGGGCGGGCACGGCCCCCGGGUAGCCUAUCAGAACAUCAGAGGGGAGCAGCAGUGACCUGCUCACAAACAUUAACAACAACCCUAGCUCAGAAGAUGGUUCUGAUAGGCUACUUGGGGGCCAUGCACCCCCGGGUGAGAAUCACUGGUGGAAGGGGUAGGGGGAUGGAGAAGGCUACAGAGAAGGAAGGGUGAGCAGAUGGAGGAGGCAUCAGAGUCAUGACUGUCAGACUUGGGAGGAAAGGUCCUGCUGGUGCAGGGGGAUGACAGUGAGCAGCAACUGGAUGCAGUGCAGAAGGGAGGUGGGAGGAAGGGUGAGAGCUGUGAGAGGGUUUCCUGUCAGGGGCAGGGAGGGCACUGCCCACUGUGCUUCCUGCUGAGGACUGAGGUGGGGCAGUAAGGCUGAUAGAGAUGGCAGAUGCAUAGAUGUGAUGGGGCUGUGUGACUGGUUGUCCAUGGGAGGCAGAGACAGAGGAAAAUGGUGAUGAGGAGGAAGAGAUUCAGGAGCAGGAAGAGUAGUUGUUAGGUUUUGAAGUGUCCAGGAAGAAAGCUGUCAGUAUAUCAUUAGGUUAGGGUAAAGUUAGGCAUUGCUAUGUCAGGAUGGGUGGACUAUAUGGAACAGAAUAGAAAAUGACACAGUGACAGGAACAGAGAGCAGAUGUCACGUGAGACCUUUAUCAGGGUGAGAGUCAAAGGGUGUUAAAGGAAACCAACAGGUUGCAGGGAGCCAUGGAUACUGAGUUCUAGAAGGAAAUCAUAGGGUGUGGACUUGGUACAACCAGUUAGACGCAGAGGACCUUUGCUUAGGAAAGGUGGUGAAAGCAGUGGGUGUGGAGGACAGGUCAAGCUGAGGGUGCAUGUUUAGAGGUCUGCAGAAUACACCAGAGUAUCCCAGAAGGCAUCUGAAAGAGUUUCAGUCAUUGAAGGUGUGACUUAAGGCAGAACAAAGUACAGCAAGAAUAAGGAUAGUUUGGGCCCGGGAGCAGGGGAGAGGAGGUGAGGAGUUUGGAAAAACAUGAGAGCAUGGGAGAAGAGCUGGGCCACUGUGUCCAAAUGAGAAAAAGUAAUGAGAGGGGCAAACGUUUCAGAGAGCAGAGAGUACAGAGAGCUCAGGGAAAGGUAUCACACCACACCAAAGAAGAGGAGGAGACAAGAGUGAGACAGAUGAGCCAAGGCUGGGAGGAAAAGGAGUAUGGGUAGGCCAGUCAGAACAGGGAGUAGAGAUGGGGGAGGCACGUAGAAAACUCCAGGACUACCUCGUUAAUGAGAGACAUGCUAAGAUGGUAACUGCGUUGAGGGGAAGCCCCAAAGGGAGGAAACAACUGUGUCUGAUGCAGUAAUAAAACGAAGAAGCGAGGAUGAUUAAGGGUGAGAUCAGAGAGGACGUGGACUCAAGAUAGCAUACUAGAGAGGAAGAGGCUGGUGACAUGGCAGCAAUGAGAAUUUCAGGAAGGGAGCAGACAAGUAGGGAAAGAUGCUAGAUUCUAGAGACACUGGAAGGUGACAGAGAAGGUAUAUACGUUAAAGUACAAGCACAAUCUUUCAGGUAAAAUGCAAGGGAGAAAAUGCAGAGGAUGGUAAGGCAAGGGUUAUAUCCAACUAGGAAGAAAGCUAUUAUUGGCUGCCAUAAAAAGGGAGCAGGCAGAGUAUUUGUUUGGUAGAAGAGAUGAUAGGAAAGACACUUGGAAGACACAUAAGGGGCAGUAAGUUAAGAAUUUGUAGAGGGUCAGUCUUGAACAUAUGCUGGUUAGGAGAAAGUAGAUGGAAUCCCGAGUUUCCAUAUGGAAGUAUUUGCAGGCAUCAGGAGACAUGCCAGUAUCAGUGUCAAACCACAGGAGCACAGCAGAGAAGAAAACCCAAUGCCCAGGCAUUUGCAAACUAGCAUACUUAGGGAAUAUGGCACAAGGGUCACAGUGACUUCCGUUAGAUCCAGAAAAUGGAACAAUGUUUGCACAGACAGUAAAUUGCAAAGAUAGGACUGGCAGGUAAUCAUCUUAGGAAUGUAGAGAUGGACCUGUGAACACCAAGUCCAGAAUGUGGGUAAAGGCCUUGUAAAUGGUGGAGAAGCAUCUACUGAUCAGUGCUGAGAAGACAUUUUGCAGGGCUAGACAGAUCCUUUCUUCCCGUUUCCAGGGUGGUUAGAAGUGUGUACUGGCUGACAUAGAAGGCAAGGUGGGGUGGGAAGUUGAAAUUGGAACCCAUUGGGCAUUAUGGGUUUUGUAUUGGUGUAAAGAAGGCUAGACAAAUGUCAGAGUAGGAAAAUAUACAUGCGCUAGGAGUUUGGGCUGUGUGUAAGCUUCUCUUCUGGGUCAGCUGAUCCAAAGGUGAAGAGAAUUUGGAGAUCAAUAGGAUGGGAAACAGCACCCAAGCAGGAAGAAGGGUCUACAACCUGAAAGUGAGUGUGAAGGUUGCAUGCCAACGCUGAAAGGAGAACCAGCCAAACUGGACAUCUUAUAAUCAGUUGGGUUCUUUUAGGGGGAAAUGGAAAGGAAGGGAAGGAAGGAGAGAAUGUUUUGCAGGAACUUGUCUCAUGGGAUGGAAAAAGGCUGAACGAUUAGCAGGGGAGAGAAAUAGGCAAAGGCAGCCAAGAGAAAGAAGAGGAGGGAAUUAGUGGCAAAAACUGGUAGUGAACAUUCCUGAAGAGAAAGGGGGAUAAGGAGAGGAGAAGUGGCUGAGCAGUGAGAGAAGAUGGAACAGUGAGCUGAUCCCAUGAAGAAACAGGAGUGAAUACUAAGAAGCAGGUUGGAGGACUGUGCUCUAGAUAUGAGGCAGGGAGUCUAUGCUGGGCUUGCAAAGACAAGAGGCCAGCAAGGACAUAUGUGGGAAGAUUUUUGAAAAGGAAAAGAAAGAGGUCAUCUAUGGAAGACAGAUGGAGAUGAGGCACUAGAAUGGGACAGGGAGGGGAAGGGAGAGGAAGGGAGGGAGAUGGAGAGAAAGACACACAGAGAGACAGAGAGAGACAGGGAGGGAGGCAGAGACAAAGACAGAGAGGAGGGAGGCAGUUACAGAGAGAGAGAGAGAGAGAGAGAGAGAGAGAGAGAGAGAGAGAGAGAGAGAGAGAGAGAGAGAGAGAGAGAGAGAGAGAGAGAGAGAGAACAGAAAAGAGAGAGUAAAUGAUAGAAAUGUGGACAACAUUGCCAAGGGAUUUAGGGCCAGGUGCUCGCGAUCUAGUAGGAAAGGGCUCCUAGAUUUAAGGUGGGGUUGGGAUAGGUACUCAGUGAAGGCAGACAGGGCUAGCCUGGAAGGCAGGGCUGGGAGUAGUAAUGUUGGAGGUUGGGGAUAGGGUUGAGGACAUAGACAUAGAGAUAGUAAUUUCUAGAACUGAACUUGUAGAAGAUUCUCCUUUGAGUGGUAAAGAUGAUAAAUACGAGUUGAAGUUUACUGAUCCUAUAACGAGAAGGAACUAGAGAAGUUUGAAGUACAGUAGGAAGGAGGGCAAAAGCAAGGAAAUAUUUUUAUAGGAAAAAAGAGAUUUACAUAAAAACCAGUAGGCUCUACAAGGGCACCUUGUGUCUCUGCUCUGCAUACAAAGAGGAGGGGAGGUUUAAGGAGAAGAGAUAAAGGUCCAGAGAGUACUAGAAUGGAAUCAAGGAUACUGACAUAAAGGUGGGAAAGUAAAAUGGGUAGUAGAUAUGGCCUUCAGAAGAACAAUCCUCAUGAAGAAUAGGGCUGUGGUAUGUCAUGUGUGAUGGAGUAAACAGGAAGGAGGUGGUUGGAAGAAGAGAAUGUGGGUCUAAAUGAAAAGGGAAGCACUGAGGUGCUUGAGUGAGGAGAUCUAUGGUCACCAUCAGAGAGCUGGGGACAUGGAAUAGGGGAACAAAGGCCAGGGAGGACAGGGGGCCAUCUACAGCAGUGAUUCUUACCCGGGGGUGGGGGGGGUGGGGGGGUUCCACCCGAGGGGGGGCGGGCACGGCCCCCGGGUAGCCUAUCAGAACAUCAGAGGGGAGCAGCAGUGACCUGCUCACAAACAUUAACAACAACCCUAGCUCAGAAGAUGGUUCUGAUAGGCUACUUGGGGGCCAUGCACCCCCGGGUGAGAAUCACUGGUGGAAGGGGUAGGGGGAUGGAGAAGGCUACAGAGAAGGAAGGGUGAGCAGAUGGAGGAGGCAUCAGAGUCAUGACUGUCAGACUUGGGAGGAAAGGUCCUGUUGGUGCAGGGGGAUGACAGUGAGCAGCAACUGGAUGCAGUGAAGAAGGGAGGUGGGAGGAAGGGUGAGAGCUGUGAGAGGGUUUCCUGUCAGGGGCAGGGAGGGCACUGCCAACUGUGCUUCCUGCUGAGGACUGAGGUGGGGCAGUGAGGCUGAUAGAGAUGGCAGAUGCAUAGAUGUGAUGGGGCUGUGUGACUGGUUGUCCAUGGGAGGCAGGAGAACUCAGGGAAGGAAAUGAGUACUAAAAGAGAAGGAAAAGUGAGGGACUAGUUUCCAGGAAGAGAACUGUGAGCCCACCAGCAGACCAAAGUGAAGUGGGUACCUUUGUGUAAGAAUGUGGUAUUCUGUGUGGAAACAGCAAUGGGGGCAUAGGACAAAAACAUGCAUGGACAGGAACACAGUAAAGAAUAGAAGACUCAUUUCUCCUGUGCAUGUUUUUAGAAGAAUAUAAAAAGAAGAAUGUAAAAGGUGGUGUGAUAUGUCACCUCGUCGAGGUAGGAUGCUGGGAGGGUCCCAUUGUUUAGGCCAUGAGGAGGCAAACUCUGAGUGCCUAGGCAUGGGAGUACAGGCUACCGAGGUAGGGUGCUGGGAGGAUCCCAUAGUUUAGGCCAUGAGGAGGCAAACUCUGAGUGCCUAGGCAUGGGAGUACAGGCUACCGAGGUAGGAUGCUGGGAGGAGCCCAUAGUUUAGGCCAUGAGGAGGCAAACUCUGAGUGCCUAGGCAUGGGAGUACAGGCUACCGAGGUAGGAUGCUGGGAGGAUCCCAUAGUUUAGGCCAUGAGGAGGCAAACUCUGAGUGCCUAGGCAUGGGAGUACAGGCUACCGAGGUAGGAUGCUGGGAGGAGCCCAUAGUUUAGGCCAUGAGGAGGCAAACUCUGAGUGCCUAGGCAUGGGAGUACAGGCUACCGAGGUAGGAUGCUGGGAGGAUCCCAUAGUUUAGGCCAUGAGGAGGCAAACUCUGAGUGCCUAGGCAUGGGAGUACAGGCUAACGAGGUAGGAUGCUGGGAGGAUCCCAUAGUUUAGGCCAUGAGGAGGCAAACUCUGAGUGCCUAGGCAUGGGAGUACAGUGGUACAGUAUGGCUCCAGCUUAGUGAAUCCAAUGACACACUGGGCAUCAAGGGUAGUUCAGGAGGGAAGGACUUAGGAAAAGGUCUGCUAGAGGAUUCAUAGACAGUAGCUCAAAGCAUAGUGGUAAGAUUGUUCUUUAUUACACACUAGAGAGAAAAGCAGAAGAAAUGAUUACUCGGGGCCCAGAAGAGGUUAGAGGUUUUCAACGCAAGGGAGAUUGUGAUACAUAAGUUACUCCAUUUGCAAGACUAAGAAAGACUAAAAUGAAGGAGCCCAGAAGGAAGGAAAGAAAAAGCACAGUGAGAAGAAUGAGGAGAGCAUUGCAUCUAGGGAGACAUGGCAAAGAACAGCGGGGGUGGGGAUGGACUCAGCAGUGCUUGCUAGGGAUAACAGGGACAGGAGUGAGCAUAGGUCAACAACUGAGCAGAUAGCAAGAUAACAACUUCUGAGUCCAUGGAUUGACUAGGAGGUGGCAGAAGUAAGGCUGGACAGUGAUUGGGAAGUGGAGGGUCUCUGGAAAACAUCAGGGAGAAGUGUAGGGGAAUGCCAUGCAAAUUUAAAUUCAUGUUUAGGGCAGAAAGAGAGGCUGAGGUUGGGCUGCUAGGGGGGAAGUAGCAGGGAGGAGUCAGUGUGCAUCAGAGAGGCUGAUAGGAAAGAGGGGUCACAUCACGUCAGGAGAAAAGUCCGUCAUCUUGUCUGGUGGUUUGGGCAAAAGGAAAUGGGCCACUCUACCAAAGGGGAAAUCUGCAUGUAAUCUCUCCAAAUGGGGACACUGGAAGCUCUCACGGGGCAAGCUGGUAGGAUGGGAAUAUCAGUGUCAAGCCUUAGGAGGAGAGAAGAGAGAUAAGCUCCAAGUGUUUCCAGAAUGGAGCCUCAGGAAAAAGUAAAGCAAAGGAGUCAAUGUGACUUGGGUUAAUUAGAAGAAACCAAAUGACACGUACUUUAUGACAGUUCCUGAACAAAUGGCUCUGGAAGGCAACCUCAGGGACAUGGGAAUGGACUCAAGUAGAAAGACUGGAGCAAGUGGGUAGGUACAGGGUGCAUGUGAAUGGUGGAGGCACAGCUGGGCACCAAUGCGAGACAGCCAUUUCGCAGUGAGCACUAAAUCUGUGUUUCUGCUGUUCAAGACGGCUGAAGGGUGUGCUGUGGAACAGAGAGACUGCAGGUGGUUAGUGGAGCCUAGAUGCAGGGGAGUCUUCUAAACUCAUCGGGUUUGUAGGGUUAGUUUGAGAAUGUAAAGAAAGUAGGUAACAAUAUUUUUGCAGGAUAGGGCUGGGUUUUGUUGUUUUAUUUUCUUGUUAAAGGACAAAAGAUGAAGAGAGAAAGGAUGAAGAUUGGUAGUAUAUGUAUGAAUAGAAGGUCUUCAGAACUGAGUGUCAAUCUUAUAAUGUAGUGGGCCCAAAGGAGAAAAAGGAAGCAAGAGUGACCUGGACUACAGGAUUGAUAGUGGGAAGGCAUCUUCCACUUAUAGUGGUGCAUUCCCACUCUUUGGAAAAAAAAUCCUGGUUCAUUAGAAACAACACAGGAAGGGACACUUGAAUGAAAGCAGUGAGCAAACUGCUGUAGACUGAGGAACUCAGUGACUAUAAUGGAAAGAGAAACACCCUCGACUGCCAUCUAAAUCAUUGAAAUAUGGAAGCAAAGGCAGCCUAAGUGCCAUUUGAAGUCAGAACCACAGGAAUAUCCAUACGAGUGACAGCCAUUGGUUGAGAAGAGAAGGGAGAGGAUGGAAAGAGGCUGAGAGUGGGUUCAGAUUAGAACAUUAUGGAGAACAGGGAAGGACGGGGGAUGAAGUGGCAGGCACUAGGAAGCUGAGAGGAGUACAAGGCUCAGUGCAAUGGGAGAAUGAACUCUAGAAUACAGGUGGCAAUGGAGGAACAGGUAAGAAAGGACGUCUGCAAAUAAAAUAUGAUCACAAGACAAUAAUGCAGUCACAAUAUGGCAGUCACUAUGGAAGACAAAUGACAAAAAGGCAUACAGGGAACAUAGACAACAAGGGUAGGGUAGAAGGGAGACAGGUUAAGCAACAGUAGGCUCGGAUGAAAUAAGAGAGAGGUGUCAGAGUGGGAAAGAAGGCACUUGGAAGACUCAGCCAGCCUUCAAGGCUGGGCAUGUUGAAGGAGAAGAGGAAAAUGUGUUCUUACAGUAUUGUAUGUGCUUGCAUAUUGCAAUUUUUGGCCAGGCUCUCUGUUACACACUGGUUAGGGAAGGGUGGCUGGUGGAUAAAGGUGGGUGGAUAGGGUUAGCUUUAUUUUCAGAUUUGCACAAUUGGAUAGGAAGUGGGGGAUUGAGAAUAGUGGGACUGAACAUGGAGAAAUCAAAGGGGGAGGUUGAAGAGAUACAACCCAGGAUUCAAGUACUGAGUUUAGCCCAUAGAAAAUUCCACCCUGAGUACAGAGGUGGGUAAAUACAGGUUGGUGAUUCAUCUGAGUUUACUAAAAGACAGAGAGUACCUGCAGUAGGGAAGGGGGAGAAGGACAACAAUGACAGCCCACUGAUCUGCAGCAAUUAGACAGACAUGAUAAUAGUGUCUUUCUACCCAGACUUCUGUGAUGGAAAGAAGAGGGAAGAAUAAGAAUUGGGGAGGGGAUAAUACAGAAACCUAAGAACAAGAUUAAAGUCAAAACUAUUGCCAGAAUGCUUGAAAUUCAUAUUUGGUGAGAGUUAUGAGGAAUGGGGAGGAAUAAGUUUGUUUAGAAAGUUCUCUCAUAUAAACCAGGCUCAGUGUACAUUGUGUGUGAAGGAGUUAACAGAGAGGGAAAGGAGGUGUUUUCAACUACUUAGUGUUGAGUCUGUAUGACAGAGAGGAAACACUGAGGUGCUUGAGUGAGGAGAUCUAAUGGUCACCACCAGAAAGCUGGGGACAUGGAAUAGGGGAACAAAGGCCAGGGAGGACAGGGGGCCAUCCACAGCAGUGAUUCUUACCCGGGGGUGGGGGGUGGGGGGUUCCACCCGAGGGGGGGGCGGGCACGGCCCCCGGGUAGCCUAUCAGAACAUCAGAGGGGAGCAGCAGUGACCUGCUCACAAACAUUAACAACAACCCUAGCUCAGAAGAUGGUUCUGAUAGGCUACUUGGGGGCCAUGCACCCCCGGGUGAGAAUCACUGGUGGAAGGGGUAGGGGGAUGGAGAAGGCUACAGAGAAGGAAGGGUGAGCAGAUGGAGGAGGCAUCAGAGUCAUGACUGUCAGACUUGGGAGGAAAGGUCCUGCUGGUGCAGGGGGAUGACAGUGAGCAGCAACUGGAUGCAGAGCAGAAGGGAGGUGGGAGGAAGGGUGAGAGCUGUGAGAGGGUUUCCUGUCAGGGGCAGGGAGGGCACUGCCCACUGUGCUUCCUGUAUUGAGACAGGUAGGUUCCAAAUGUUUGACUGGUUGUCCAUGGGGAGGCAGGAGCAGAGGCGAAGGGAGUUAGCAGUGCAUGGGACCUCAUAGAGGGAAAUGAUUGCUGAGGCAGGAGAGGGAUUCAGGGACUAGAGUACCAAGUCAGAGUGAGGGCAGGUACUUCUGUGGGGUGAUGGCAGAAGACAGAAACAUUAGGGUAGGAAUAAGGUAGAAGAAUCCUAGGCAGGUCCCUAAGAGUGCUUUCAGAAGGAUCUGAAAGAAUAAAUGUGCAAGGCUGGGUAUGUUGGCACAUGCUACCUAACCUCCAACCUCAGGAUGCUAAGAGUAUAGAAACAUCAUGCUGAAGGCUAGCCUCUCAUACAUAGUAAGACUGUCUCAUAAAAGAUGUAAAGGGAACCCAUGAACGAUAAGGAGGGGAGCCAUGAUUGUUGGGAGUCAGGAACGACACACAUUUUGUAGGCACAGGAUGGUGCGCCUGGUGAGGCUGGGUAGAACAUGUGGGUUUUGUGAAGUCUGUUUAAUGAAAAAGGUGCUGAAUAUAUUUUCAUUUGUUGGGAGUGAGAAAAGAUUUGGAGAACAUCUUUAGCAGAGAAGAUUGCCACCAAAAUAGCAUAACUAGCAUGGUCUUGGAUGAAUUCAUGUGGUAGAAGGACUCAGUAGAGCUGGUUGGGAACAGAGAGUGUCAAUAAUUGCAACAGUUAAGGGGAAGUUAGGAAUCCAAUAGACACAAAGGGAAGAAUCCCUGGGUCCAUGGACCGACUGGGAGCUCCCAUUGGACAUGGGAACUGGAGGGCCUCUAGGAAGCACAGCAUGUGAAGUACAGGAGACGGUUGUGCAAGGGUUACAUUCACAUUCAGGGUAGAAGGAGGCAAGCUGGAGGUGGAUGGCAUGGCACAGUGUCAAGUGAGACUCAAGCUGGGUCAGGGGAGUUGAUGGGAAAACAGAAGAGGGUACAUUUCAGAAGAGAACUUUAUGAGUUUGUGGUAGUUUCAGCAACAGUCAAGGGGCAAAAAUGAAACACAGAAAAGUAGACUGCUGAGUUUCCUAAUGAGAACACUGGCAGAUCUCAGGGGACUGAUUUAUAGGACUGAUGGUAUCAAUGUCAGAUUUCAGAGGAGAAAAACAGAAGCAAAGGCCUGGGUAUUUGUAGAAUGGAACUGUAUGUUUUUUAGCAAAGGGACAAGAGUGGCUUGAAUUAAUUAGAGGAAACCAGGUGAGGUGCACCAUAUAGACUCCUGCAUAGACAACUGUUAGGCCACCUCAGAAAUGUGGGACUGGACUCCUGGAGAGAGCCCAGUAAGAGUGUAGAUAUAAGAUGUGUGCAAAUAGUGGAGGCACAGCUGGGUACCAAUGCGAAACAGCCACUUCGUAGUUGACCUCUGAACCUGUGUUUCCACUGUUCAAGAGUGGCUGAAAAGAGAGAGGUGUGCUGUACGACAGGGAGACUGUGCAGGGAACAGGAGAUGCAGUGAAGUUGGGCAGAGGGCUUCUGACUCUGCAGAGUUUGUAGAUUUAAUGAAGAAGGUAAACAGGGAAGCUAGUUAGUAGUGCAAAGUAGGGGUUCAACUGGAAGGCUUUCUUUUAUGAAUGGAGAGCAGAUCAGAAUGGGAACUGGUGCUUGUAGAAGAGGGCUUUAAAAUAGCAUCCCUAUUGUGGAGGUACUAAAGGCUGGAUAUGAAAGGAGAUGGGUGAUCUAGAUAAUCUUGUAACUGCAGAGGCAAGUAUAACUAACAAAGGCUGCAUUUAGCUUAGGGAAUCCUUUUUUUAGACAGGAAAAGAACAGGAAGUUGGCUGUAAUGAAUGGUCUGUGCUUCUUUUUGAUGGAAGGAAGGGAAAGAAGAGGAAUAAGCUGGUGUGAGAGGGUGGAAAAAAGAAGGCAGUCGUGAGUUAGGUAUAAAGUAGGAUUGAUUGAAUAUGCAGACCAGUGACAUGACUGGCUGCAGUAGAGAUGGUGAUAUAGGGAUGGGAAGAACAUGAACAAGCAAGCAGAUCAAAGAUAAGAAGCACAGAUUACAGACAUAGAGGUGAUAGAGUGUCCAGUACUCAGUAGCUGAACAACAUAAGAGGCACAGCAAUGAAGCAAGAAAGUUUACCUCAGCCAAGAAGGAAAGACAAUAAAUGCAGCAAGAAAAAAAUAUUGCUACAGUAGGAUGAUGCAGUACAUAGAAGACAGAGAGGGCACAAGACAUACCCAGGGAGGAUGGAUACCAGAGAACAAGGUAGAAGGAGACAAGUUGGGUACCAUUGGGAAUAAAGACACAUGGGAGGUCCCAGGGUCAGAAUGAUGGCAAUCUACAGUGCCCAGGACUGUUUGCAAGCCUCUGAAUAGGGAAGGAAGAGCAGAAAAGGGUAGUCAGAAAUAGGUAAGGUGAAAUGGCUGAAUUAUUCUCUUGAAUAAAGUAUCUUGCAGGAGUAAUAUUUAGGCCAGGCUCUUUACUACGGAUCCGGCGGGGACGGGUGGGUGGGUGGGGAGGGAUAAGGGAUGGGGCUGACUUGGGUUGGUGGGGAGGGUAGGGUUGGGAGUAGUGGGGUAGGGUAGGGUGGGGUGGGUGGGGUGGGUAUGGGAGUGGGAGUGGGAGGAUUGGGAUGGGAUUUGGGUAGGGGACACGAGCCAAGUGCCAGGUAUUGAGAAAAUAAUUCUACUGUUUUGAGCUGGAAAACAAUUCCAUGUCUAGUGUUCAAAUGAAUAAAUGAACACCUGCUGGGAAAGAGAGGAUCUACCCAAAGGAUGACUAGCUUCAGGUGGGGAGAAAAGAAAAGAUGACGGUCAAAGGAUGUUUUGUAGAAAGUAAGGAUAGAUAAAAAUAUGAGGUAGUUCUUUAGGGCUCACUGUAUGUUUCUAGAAAGGAAUAGGGGAAAUUAAAAGAGAUAAUAAAUAAUAAGCAAACAGAAUACUAUGAUUGAGGUAAAAUAACAUCAUAAUGUUAGAAAGUCAUAUUUGGUAGGGGUGAUCAGCAUGAGGAGAAAUGUUUGAAAAAGAAAGCAGCUCACUCAUACAGACUGGGGUUGGGCACUUAUAUCAGUGUUGAAGGAAUUAACAGAAGCGAAGGAAGUAACUCCAAGUGGGGAGUAUUCUGUCCAUAUGAGAUGGGAAAAUGUUAAGAUGCUUGAGUGAGGAGAUCUAAUGGUCACCACCAGAGAGCUGGGGACAUGGAAUAGGGGAACAAAGGCCAGGGAGGACAGGGGGCCAUCUACAGCAGUGAUUCUUACCCGGGGGUGGGGGGUGGGGGUUCCACCCGAGGGGGGGGGUGGGCACGGCCCCCGGGUAGCCUAUCAGAACAUCAGAGGGGAGCAGCAGUGACCUGCUCACAAACAUUAACAACAACCCUAGCUCAGAAGAUGGUUCUGAUAGGCUACUUGGGGGCCAUGCACCCCCGGGUGAGAAUCACUGGUGGAAGGGGUAGGGGGAUGGAGAAGGCUACAGAGAAGGAAGGGUGAGAGAUGGAGGAGGCAUCAGAGUCAUGACUGUCAGACUUGGGAGGAAAGGUCCUGUUGGUGCAGGGGAAUGACAGUGAGCAGCAACUGGAUGCAGUGCAGAAGGGAGGUGGGAGGAAGGGUGAGAGCUGUGAGAGGGUUUCCUGUCAGGGGCAGGGAGGGCACUGCCCACUGUGCUUCCUGCUGAGGACUGAGGUGGGGCAGUGAGGCUGAUAGAGAUGGAGGAUGCAUAGAGGUGAAAGGUGUUUAUAGCUAGUUGUAUGUAGGAAUCAAAGGCAGGUAAAAAUGGAGCCAGUGAUGUAGGGAAGCUCAUGGAAGGAGAUGAGUGCUGAGGAGUAGAAAGAAAAUUCAGGGACUAGAGUCCCCAGGGAGAGAGCUUCAGUUCAGCAGCAUUAAGACAGUGUGGAAGUUAGAACUUCUGGAGACAGGGUAGGCUAUGCAGGCAGAAUGCCAAAACACAGGACAGGUGGAAGAUCACGGUCAGAGUCAGAGGUUCCCUGAGAGCUUCAUCAGAUGUGAAUGGAAGGAUGUGAAAAGAAGCAGCACAGGUCACUGGGAGCCAUGGACACAGUUAGUUCUAGAAGGACCAUGAAGUCUGGGCCAGAGAGACUGCUGGGUAGAGGGUGCAGACUUGGUACAAUCAGUCGGAUGCAGAGAGACCCAAGUCAGGUGAAGCAGUGGGUGUGGAGGACAGGUCAAGCUGGGGUGCUGACGCACAGGUCUGUAGAAUACACCGGAGCACCCCAGAGGGCAUCGGAAGAAGCUUCAGGUGUUGAGAGGGUGACUCUGCUUCUCUGAGCAGUGGAAGGUAGAGCAGGAGAAAGGGUUAACUGGGACCCAGGAGAAGUGUGAGGAAGUUGUAAUAGGUGGGAGGGAGAGCAUGAGAGGAGCUGGGAGAGAGGAGGGUGCAGAGGGGCUCAGAGGAAUGAACCACACCAAGGAUGGUGCAGGAGUGAAGAAAAAGGAAAAAAGAUGGAAGUGUGGAAUUUAGGUCAGUCAGCCCAGGGAGGAAAAACGCGUGGUCUGAGUAAGCAGAGUAGGAUGACAGCAGAGGACGGAAACAUCUGUAGUGGUAAUCACAAUACUCAUGACACGUUGGGACAGGAUGUUAGAGGAGGACGCAGUGAGUUCAUCAGUUGGAUGUGUAGGUCUCAAUCGAGUAGCAGACUUGCUUUAGUGUGACAGAACUAGGAAGCAGGCUUUCAGGACAGAGCUCAAAUAGCAUGGACUCAAGAAAGCAGUUUUAGACACAAAGGCUGACUACAAUGUCAAGAAUGGGUAACAUUGGGAAGGAGCAGAGAAGGCGAAGACUGAUGAGUUUAUGCAUUGUUUUGAAGGCAGCAGGGAGUGUCAGCUCAGAAGCUGUCAUGUAAGCACAGAGUUGGCAAAGGAGAAAGGAAGAGUCUACAGGGAGGGUAGAAGGUACACAGUUUAAGACCUGCGGAAGGAAAGCGCUCUCUGGCUUGCUACUGGGAGGUGGCAUGUGAUGCUGAACUGGCUUAGGGCAGCUGGCAAAUUUCACAAGUUUGUGGUGAGUUCAGUCAAGGUUCAGGGGCCACUAGAGAAAACAAUAAAGCAGACAGUAGAGUUCCCUAACUGAGAUCCUUGGCAGAUCUCAGGGGACAAGUUUGUUGGAUAGAUGGUAUUACUGUCAGAUUUUAACAGAAAAGAUGAGCAAAAGCCCUGGGAGUUUGUAGAAUGGAACUGUAUGGUUUUUAGCAAAGGGACAAGAGUGGCUUGAAUUAAUUAGAGGAAACCAGGUGAGGUGCACCAUAUAGACUCCUGCAUAGACAACUGUUAGGCCACCUCAGAAAUGUGGGACUGGACUCCUGGAGAGAGCCCAGUAAGAGUGUAGAUAUAAGAUGUGUGCAAAUAGUGGAGGCACAGCUGGGUACCAAUGCGAAACAGCCACUUCGUAGUUGACCUCUGAACCUGUGUUUCCACUGUUCAAGAGUGGCUGAAAAGAGAGAGGUGUGCUGUACGACAGGGAGACUGUGCAGGUCUCUUGGUGAAGCCCAUGGUAGGAAGGAUGUUCGAACUACCAGGCAGGAAGGACCUUCUAACCGCCCAGGUAGGAAGGACCUGCUAACUGUCCGGGACAGGAAGGGCCUUCUAACCGCCCAGGUAGGAAGGACCUGCUAACUGUCCGGGACAGGAAGGGCCUUCUAACCGCCCAGGUAGGAAGGACCUGCUAACUGUCCCGGGCAGGAAGGGCCUUCUAACCGCCCAGGUAGGAAGGACCUGCUAACUGUCCCGGGCAGGAAGGGCCUUCUAACCGCCCAGGUAGGAAGGACCUGCUAACUGUCCGGGGCAGGAAGGACCUUCUGACCUCCCAGGUAGGAAGGACCUGCUAACUGUCCGGGGCAGGAAGGACCUUCUAACCGUCCAGGUAGGAAGGACCUGCUAACUGUCCGGGGCAGGAAGGACCUUCUAACCGUCCAGGUAGGAAGGACCUGCUAACUGUCCGGGGCAGGAAGGACCUUCUAACCUCCCAGGUAGGAAGGACCUGCUAACUGUCCCGGGCAGGAAGGACCUUCUAACCGUCCAGGUAGGAAGGACCUGCUAACUGUCCGGGACAGGAAGGACCUUCUAACCGUCCAGGUAGGAAGGACCUGCUAACUGUCCGGGACAGGAAGGACCUUCUAACCGUCCAGGUAGGAAGGACCUGUUAACUGUCCGGGACAGGAAGGACCUUCUAACCGUCCAGGUAGGAAGGACCUGUUAACUGUCCGGGACAGGAAGGACCUUCUAACCGCCCAGGUAGGAAGGACCUGCUAACUGUCCGGGACAGGAAGGGCCUUCUAACCGCCCAGGUAGGAAGGACCUGCUAACUGUCCGGGACAGGAAGGACCUUCUAACCGCCCAGGUAGGAAGGACCUGCUAACUGUCCGGGGCAGGAAGGACCUUCUAACCAUCCAGGUAGGAAGGACCUGCUAACUGUCCCGGGCAGGAAGGACCUUCUAACCGCCCAGGUAGGAAGGACCUGCUAACUGUCCGGGACAGGAAGGACCUUCUAACCGUCCAGGUAGGAAGGACCUGUUAACUGCCCAAGGUAGGAAGGACCUUCCAACACCAUGGACUCUCCUAGGUUUAGAGUGAAGUUAGGUCACUAGUCCAUGAGCAGUGGAAUGAGCCUGGCCUAGAAGGCUAGGGUCUGGUGACAGGAUGGGCUUAGGCUUCGAGUGUUUGAUUGAGAGGAUAAAAGUAAGGCAAUAAAGAAGAGGGCAUAGUGUGGUACUUACAUAGAGAAUGGCUUCAAAUAUAAAUACAAGUAUAAUGAAUAUUGUAUUUCCUAGUGGCAGUGAGGAAAGAAGAGACAUACAGUGGGGUUCAAGGGCUGUGCCUGAAAUGAACAGGGCUAUGUUCUCUUCCUACAAUGGAGGAGGUUUGCAAUGGAGGUGAAAAGGUUAGGAGCUGGAAUGGCAGGUCUGGCUUUACUCCUCUAACUUGAAAGAAGAGGAAAGAAGAAGAGAAUGGUUGGCAGGUAGAAUCAAUGCAAGACCCAGACUAGUGAUCUGAACAGCUGCAGCAGAGGUGGCAGGAUAGUAAUGGAAAAAAUCUGAGUAUGAAAGCAAUACAGAAGGAAGCAGAGAGUCUUCCAUCCACUAACCAGAGGGCAAAAGAAGAAACAGGUUUCAAGCACAAAAGCUGCAGGGAGUUAGGUACAUCAAAAUGAUGUAGCCCAUGGUAGAGUCAACUACAGAAAGACAGGGCAGAGGAAACACCAGGGAGAACAGAGCAGAGAACAGGGAGCUGGGAGGAGGGAGGAGGGAGGAGGGAGGAGAGAACAGGGACACAAGCUGGACAACUACAGGAACAAGGAAGUAGGGAGUGUCAGAGGCAGGAGGAAGAGGCUCUUAAGAGUGCUCUAGUCAACUUGCAAUACUUCCCCAAUCCUUGGGAAAGGGAACGGAAACCAAACCAGCCAGGGAGAUGGGAAGCAACCAGCAGGGAGAAAUAUGAACGUCUACCUCGGAAUACUGUUAGAAUGGUGCCUCUUUACUCUGGACCUGACAGGGAAGGGAGGAUGGUGAGGAUGGUGAGAGGCAGAGGCUUUGGGCCAGGGUCGAACAGAAGGGCAGCUUUGGAAGCCGUGGGAUUGGGGUGGAGAUGUAAGCCGAGUUUUAGACACUGAAUAGACAUCUUACUGAACUUAGCUGGUGGACAGUUAGGCCCUGUGCUUACACUGAUGAUUAGGGAGUAUACUGGAGUGAUGCAGGGAGGAAAGGGAGUAGCUGAAGAAAGGACAGAAGUAAAGGGUGAAGGGCCAGUGUGUGGGAAAGAGAAGGUAGAGGCAGGCUUGAGAAGGAGUAAACAAAUGAGAAGGUGGUUCCAAUAGGGGAGUACUUGAGGGCAGGCUACGAUGCUUGAGUGAGGAUUUCAAGGAGUCAAAACUAGAAAGCUCAAGGCAUGGACCUGAAGAGGGAAGGUCAUAGAGAAGAGGGGGCCAUCUACAGCAGUGAUUCUUACCCGGGGGUUGGGGGGUGGGGGGUUCCACCCGAGGGGGGGGCGGGCACGGCCCCCGGGUAGCCUAUCAGAACAUCAGAGGGGAGCAGCAGUGACCUGCUCACAAACAUUAACAACAACCCUAGCUCAGAAGAUGGUUCUGAUAGGCUACUUGGGGGCCAUGCACCCCCGGGUGAGAAUCACUGGUGGAAGGGGUAGGGGGAUAGAGAUGGAAGAAAAGGAAGAUGCAGUGUCCUGAAAGAGAGCUGUCAGCUCAGCAGCAAUUCAGAGUGAAUGGGCACCCUUUUUUCAAGAUGGGUAGGCAGAAAUGAGGGCAGAAGACAAAAAGCAUUGGGUGGGGGGGACAGGAACAUCAAGAGGUAGUUGACACUCUCUGUGAGACUUUCAGGAACACUGUCAAACAAACAGCAUGAGAAGAAGGAAACCAUUUCCAGGGAGCCAUGAUUGUGGAAUUCUAGAAGGAACUUACAUGGACUGCUGGGUAUACUAUAAAAGCAGUUGGUGGCAAAGAUAGGAGCAUGGUUUGAACAAUGGGUCUGGAGGACACAGGUGAAGCAGAGCGUGUACCCAGUUCUACAGACUGAACCAGAGCAUUGCAGGGAACAGAGGAAAGGGCUUUCAGUGUGGUGGGUAUGCCUAUGCUUUCCUGGAAUAAAGAAUACAGCCAGAGAAGGGAUUAGCUGGACUAGGGAGAGGGAGAGGAGGUUAGGAGUCUGCAUGUAGAUGUAGAGGAGAGCGUGCAGGGAAGGCACAGAACCAAGAGUACAACGAGGAUCAACAAUGAUGCCAAUUAGGUUGGUGAUGGAGGUGAAUGCUUUUCACCCCAGCAAUCAGGAGGCAGAAGCAGAUGGCUCUCUUGAGUUUGAGGCCAACCUGAUCUACAGAGUUCCAGGACAGCCAGGGCUAGUCAGAUAAACCAUGUCUCUCAAAAAACCCAAACCCAAAUCCAAACCCAAAACAAAACAAAAAAUGGGAAGGAGUCAAUGGGCAAAUCAAAGAUAGCAAGAGUCUACAGAGGAGCAAGCUUGUGGGGUUGUGAGCAUGCAGGAAAGCCUUGGAGCAAUGUGUCAAAGGGCAAGCAAGAGGAUGAAAGGUCAAUGUGAUGGCCAUGGCCAUGGCCAGGAAGGAUUACAUCUACUUUGGUAGGACCAGGACUUUAGGAUGUUAAGGGGUGAAAUAGGGCAGUAGCUGCUCUAAACAACACCAGUUGGCCCACGAAAAAAAGGUGUAGUUUCUGAAGAGGGUACCACAAUUUCUUAAUUGCAGAGGAGGAAAGUGAAAGGGGUAAUAACAGUCACCCCGAAGACCCAGACUAAAGAAGACCUGAGUGAUGCCAGGUAUCUGAAUAUGAUAGCUAGGGACAAAGGGUUAAAAAGAAUACCUUUCACAUACAGACUGGGUCAGGGCAUGUUCUGUGUAAAAGAUUAUACUGGGAGAGGAAUAAGUUGUGUCAAAUAAAGGAUAAAGACUAGGAAACACUGAGGUGCUUGAGUGAGGAGAUCUAAUGGUCACCACCAGAAAGCUGGGGACAUGGAAUAGGGGAACAAAGGCCAGGGAGGACAGGGGGCCAUCCACAGCAGUGAUUCUUACCCGGGGGUGGGGGGUGGGGGGUUCCACCCGAGGGGGGGGCGGGCACGGCCCCCGGGUAGCCUAUCAGAACAUCAGAGGGGAGCAGCAGUGACCUGCUCACAAACAUUAACAACAACCCUAGCUCAGAAGAUGGUUCUGAUAGGCUACUUGGGGGCCAUGCACCCCCGGGUGAGAAUCACUGGUGGAAGGGGUAGGGGGAUGGAGAAGGCUACAGAGAAGGAAGGGUGAGCAGAUGGAGGAGGCAUCAGAGUCAUGACUGUCAGACUUGGGAGGAAAGGUCCUGCUGGUGCAGGGGGAUGACAGUGAGCAGCAACUGGAUGCAGUGCAGAAGGGAGGUGGGAGGAAGGGUGAGAGCUGUGAGAGGGUUUCCUGUCAGGGGCAGGGAGGGCACUGCCAACUGUGCUUCCUGCUGAGGACUGAGGUGGGGCAGUGAGGCUGAUAGAGAUGGAGGAUGCAUAGAGGUGAAAGGUGUUUAUAGCUAGUUGUAUGUAGGAAUCAAAGGCAGGUAAAAAUGGAGCCAGUGAUGUAGGGAAGCUCAUGGAAGGAGAUGAGUGCUGAGGAGUAGAAAGAAAAUUCAGGGACUAGAGUCCCCAGGGAGAGAGCUUCAGUUCAGCAGCAUUAAGACAGUGUGGAAGUUAGAACUUCUGGAGACAGGGUAGGCUAUGCAGGCAGAAUGCCAAAACACAGGACAGGUGGAAGAUCACGGUCAGAGUCAGAGGUUCCCUGAGAGCUUCAUCAGAUGUGAAUGGAAGGAUGUGAAAAGAAGCAGCACAGGUCACUGGGAGCCAUGGACACAGUUAGUUCUAGAAGGACCAUGAAGUCUGGGCCAGAGAGACUGCUGGGUAGAGGGUGCAGACUUGGUACAAUCAGUCGGAUGCAGAGAGACCCAAGUCAGGUGAAGCAGUGGGUGUGGAGGACAGGUCAAGCUGGGGUGCUGACGCACAGGUCUGUAGAAUACACCGGAGCACCCCAGAGGGCAUCGGAAGAAGCUUCAGGUGUUGAGAGGGUGACUCUGCUUCUCUGAGCAGUGGAAGGUAGAGCAGGAGAAAGGGUUAACUGGGACCCAGGAGAAGUGUGAGGAAGUUGUAAUAGGUGGGAGGGAGAGCAUGAGAGGAGCUGGGAGAGAGGAGGGUGCAGAGGGGCUCAGAGGAAUGAACCACACCAAGAAGGUAGACUCAGGCCUUAGAAAAGAGAAAAUGAGAUAUUUAAUUCAGCUGUAAAACUAUGGUUCUGGCAAAAAAGAAAAACAGUGCCUAUAAAAUAACUGUGAGUUCUAUGUCAUUGAUAACCAUGGACAAAUGUCUCAGACUGUGUUUUAAAAAAACAUGAUUUUCCCACAAUGGUAGACCUAAUCACCUAGACUUUUAUAGCUAGGUGAAGUUAGAGAGCACAUGGACUCAGUGGAGUUUGUCCUAAAUGCAGAGGUUGACAGUGAUGGGAGCAGUGAGUGGAAAUCAGGAAGUGAUCAGACAGGGCUAGAAAGACUUGGGAGUUCUCAUAUUGAUUGGAAGGUUCCAAGGAGUGUUGUUGAGGAGGAAGUAGGUAGCUGUAGAAUGCCAACAAACAUUUUGAAUCAAACUGGACAUACCACUAAUGCAAAAUGAAAAGGCCAAGAGAGGUUAAAACCAACAGAAGUUGUGGCUCACCCUUUAUAAUGGAGCCAGGGCAGGAAAGCAAAAGGCAGAAUUCAGGGUUUCCAAAGUGGGAGGUGGUAACGUAUCUCCAGGUUAAGCAAGGAAUGUUAGGCAGAUUUUCAAAGACUAAGCAGAGUUCUCUUCAUAAGAGAAGCAAGUCAGUAAGUAACCCAGCCUUUAUUUAGUGAAGAAACAACUUCACUAAUUUAGAAAACAGAAGAAUAUUAAAGACAAAAAAAAAAGAGAGAGAGAGAGAAAGUAGUAGGACUAUCACAUAGUUUAUUAUAAAAUCAGAAAAUUUGAGUUGGGUUUAGUGGCAAAAUGAUCAGAAGUUCACAGCCAACCUGGGAUACAGAGGAAGACCCUGUCUUAGAAAAAAAAAAAAAAAAAAAAAAAAAAAA